AAGGGAACAAAACUGCUCUGUAUAGUACACCAUGAUUGUUCGGCAAUGUUUGCGGCAAAGCCGCCAGCUCGGUGCGCUCAACUGCCAAUCGCGCGUCUGGGCCCGAUUCUCCUCCACCGAGACGAUUGUCGACACUCCGAUGCAGCAAGCCCCCCGGGUGACUGCUACUCCCAGUGGAAUACCCUCGGAGCCUGGGUCGCCAGCAGAAUAUGGAAUGACAUCUGAGAAGGCUGCCUGGGGCAAGGGCCUACAGCGCAAGUCCGACUUCCGCAAAAUGGGAACCACCGUGGUAGGCAAAUACCACCCCGACAAUCUUCUCCUCGACCCCCCGAAACCAUCCGACAUCACCCUCGAACUGCUUCUCGCCAACCAGACCCAUCUCGGCCACUCCACCUCGCGCUGGAACCCGCAAAACUCCCCCUACAUCCACGGUAUCCGCGAGGGCGUCCACAUCAUCUCCCUGGACGUGACCGCCGCGUACCUACGGCGUGCGGCCAAGGUCGUCGAGGAGGUCGCCGCCCGCGGCGGGUUGAUCCUGUUCGUCGGCACCCGGAAGGGCCAGAAGCUGACGGUGGUGCGGGCCGCCGAGCGGGCCAAGGGCUACCACCUCUUCGAGCGGUGGAUCCCCGGCAGCUUGACCAACGGGAAAGUCAUCCUGGGCCACUGCGAGGUGAAGGUGGUGAACAUGUACGACGACGAGCUGCCGGCCUUCAAGGAGGUGGCCGCCUCGCGGCCCUCGCUCAAGCCGGACUUGGUGGUCUGCUUGAACCCCCUGGAGAACACGGUCCUCCUGCACGAGUGUGGCCUCAACAACGUCCCCACCAUCGGCAUCAUCGACACGGAUGCGGACCCCACCCGCGUCACCUACCCGAUCCCCUCGAACGAUGACAGUAUGCGGGCCGUCGGCCUCAUUGCGGGCGUCCUGGGACGCGCCGGAGAGGCCGGUCAGAAGCGGCGGUUAGAACUUGCGAGGAUGGGUGAGACUCUUUACCAGCCCCUUAGAAAUGCCGAACUCCCGUUCCGGCGGGCGGGGAGGGAAACCGAUCAGGGAGAGGGUUCUUGAGGGGUGGGAAUGAAGACUCGGCGCUACGUAAUUUCUUUCUGAUAUUGGAUUGCCUACCCUUUGACUGGGAUUGUACUGUAUAGGACAUAUAAACGUUUUGGUGUUUUCCCUCUCUCCAUGUUCCCCUUCUGGUGUUGCGUUGCGUACAUGUAUCAACAAAUGUCAUGUGAAUCAUAUCUUUAUCAUCCUGGGGUUAUCUGAUUCUACUGUUAAACGG
Molecule: messenger RNA, 1280 nt
Organism: Aspergillus japonicus CBS 114.51
Lineage: Eukaryota; Fungi; Ascomycota; Eurotiomycetes; Eurotiales; Aspergillaceae
Product: mitochondrial 37S ribosomal protein uS2m
Exons: 3
Coding region: 32-1063 (343 amino acids)
Biological process (GO): translation
Cellular component (GO): ribosome; mitochondrial small ribosomal subunit
Molecular function (GO): structural constituent of ribosome
Source: RefSeq, a predicted model, not a curated record